CAAAGGAGGUACGGUACCGAAAGCUCAUGGCGGCGCUGAUAUUAGGGUUCGGCCGGGUUAUCCGGUCCCCAGGCGGCCAACUUUGGCGUCUCCUUCCUAGCGGAAUCGAGCGUUGGGUGCUGGCGGAGAGGACUGCUAGAGUCUUGUUGACGCAGUGCUGCGCGCGGCAUGAGGCGCUGCGGCUGGCCUCCAAGUUCCCCGGCAGUUGCCUGAGAAGCCGGCCCUUAAGUACCGCGGUGCCGCCACCCCCGGGGUCGUCAGGUCCUGAGUCGAAGGGUAGCAGAGACCCCACGCGCCCCUCUAAACCUGGGCCUGUUUCUUGGAAGUCUUUAGCAUUCACAUUUGCUAUUGGAGGAGCUUUAUUGGCUGGAAUGAAGUACUUCAAGAAAGAAAAGACAGAGAAGCUGGAGAAGGAACGGCAGCGAAGCAUUGGAAAGCCUUUACUUGGGGGACCAUUUUCCCUCACAACUCAUGAAGGAGAACCCAAAACUGACAAGGAUUACCUGGGCCAGUGGGUAUUGAUUUAUUUUGGUUUCACUCAUUGCCCUGAUAUCUGUCCAGAAGAACUAGAAAAAAUGAUUCAUGUCGUGGAUGAAAUAGAUAGUAUUCCAUCUCUGCCAAAUUUAACUCCACUUUUCAUCACCAUUGACCCAGAGAGAGAUACAAAAGAAGCCAUUGCAAAUUAUGUGAAAGAAUUUUCUCCCAAACUUAUUGGUUUGACUGGCACAAAAGAAGAGAUUGAUCAAGUGGCCAGAGCAUAUAGAGUAUAUUAUAGUCCUGGCCCCAAAGAUGAAGAUGAAGACUACAUAGUGGAUCAUACGAUAAUAAUGUACUUGAUUGGACCAGAUGGUGGGUUUCUAGAUUAUUUUGGACAGAAUAAGAAGAAUGCAGAGAUAGCUGGCUCAAUUGCUGCACACAUGAGGGCACACAUGAAAAAGAGGUAGCCAGAGCAGCAUCGUGGAUGUUGUUCUCUUGCCAAAGAGGACGGAAGCUUUGUCUCCCAUAGGAGCCAGUGUACAUAAUAUGCAGCCUACACGAGAACAUCUAUGUGCUAUAUGAGAUGUUCCCCUUGGAUUCAGCCAAGAUUCUUGGAACUGUGAGGAUCACAACCCAAAGUUUCCCAUGUAGCCACCAUGCGUCCAGAGGACCAAGUUAAAAUGAAGGCAGUAGAGAGCAGAGCUCCUAGAAAGACGCCUCAAGGAGAGGCACUGGCAUGCCCUUGAACAGGGCCCUUGGAGCAAUACUGCCACUUUCCCUGUGUGUUGGACCCUUCCUUGCUCACACAGAUUGUGGGACUGAAUUUUACAGAAAGAAGUGUAAUUCCAUAGUGCUCUCACUGUUUUUGCCUUGAACUCCUGAUGGCUGGUAACAGUUGUGUUCAGCACUCGCCAUUCAGGGCUAAAUUUUAUACUUGAAAGCAAAAGCUUAGUCUUCCUUGUUAACGAUCAUCACGGUCAGUCUUGCCUUCACUCCUCUGGCAGCAGAUGCUGAUUUGACUAAUGAAGAUGAAUAAUCUGUCAUUUGGACUAAACUGUUAGUUCAUUUCCUCUAGGGGUCUUUUUUAUGAUUUUUUUUUUAAGCUAAAUGAUUUGCCAGGUUUUCAGUGAUACACCAAAUGAAAAUCAGAGGACGUAGAUACUAGGUGUGACGCAGACUAUGUGCGUGUUCCACAUUGCACUGAGUGUAAAAUAAAGAUAUAUUUAGCUUUCCAACUUGAA
Marmota flaviventris (yellow-bellied marmot) is the source of this 1718-nucleotide messenger RNA. RefSeq names its product synthesis of cytochrome C oxidase 1 (gene Sco1). The record is from RefSeq and is a predicted model, not a curated record. Lineage: Eukaryota; Metazoa; Chordata; Mammalia; Rodentia; Sciuridae. Gene Ontology annotation, biological process: mitochondrial respiratory chain complex IV assembly.